Messenger RNA from Aphanomyces astaci, 801 nucleotides. RefSeq names its product NADH dehydrogenase [ubiquinone] iron-sulfur protein 7, mitochondrial. Gene Ontology annotation, biological process: mitochondrial respiratory chain complex I assembly; electron transport coupled proton transport; aerobic respiration. The transcript has 4 exons. The coding region runs from base 51 to 665 and encodes 204 amino acids. Lineage: Eukaryota; Oomycota; Saprolegniomycetes; Saprolegniales; Verrucalvaceae. Gene Ontology annotation, molecular function: 4 iron, 4 sulfur cluster binding; NADH dehydrogenase (ubiquinone) activity; quinone binding. The record is from RefSeq and is a predicted model, not a curated record.
GUACGUGCAGCUCCAAGUUGAGUCGCCAAGUAAAGUCACCUGCCUUCAUCAUGUUGGGUCGUUCCGUCGCUCGCGCCGCCGCCGUGUCCCGCGCCUUGCCUCUGUCCGUGGCCGCUGCGCCCUUGUCUACCCAGUCGGAUGCGAUCGCGAAGACGAGCUUCAAGGACCUGUUCUCCACGGAGGCUAACGCCAAGAACUCUGUCGAAUACGUGGUCGCCAAGGUUGACGACUUGGUCAACUGGGGUCGUCGCAGCUCUCUAUGGCCCAUGACCUUUGGUCUUGCGUGCUGCGCCGUGGAAAUGAUGCACACCGCUGGUUCCCGCUACGAUAUGGAACGCUUUGGGAUGGUGUUUCGUGCGUCCCCACGUCAAUCGGACGUCAUGAUCGUCGCCGGCACGUUGACCAACAAGAUGGCCCCCGCGCUUCGCCGUGUGUACGAUCAAAUGCCCGAGCCUCGUUACGUGUUGUCCAUGGGAUCUUGUGCGAAUGGCGGCGGGUACUAUCACUACUCGUACGCGGUGGUGCGCGGCGUCGACCGCAUUGUCCCUGUCGACAUCUACGUCCCCGGGUGCCCUCCGACCGCAGAAGCGUUCUUGUAUGCCAUGCUGCAGCUUCAAAAGAAGAUCAAGGGCAACAAGGGACUGUUGCUCAAGUUGCGCAAGUAAAUACUCUCACACACACAUGUUUGGCAUCAAUAUGACCUUGUUGUGUUCAACCCUACUGUCCUUAAGUACCCCAGGCUUCAUCUAUCACGCCAUGUGAACCUACUACCGACACUGCUUUUUGGUGUAAAUGUAUAUA